AUGUAAAAAACAUUAUUAGUGGCAGGAUUGACACUCCUUUUAAGCACUAUAGGCUAUAUUCAAAAUCAAUAACCAGUCGACGAAGUUUCAAUGGUCUUUAAACAAUUUAAAAUUUCAUAUUCUAAAUCCUAUGCAUAUGUUGAGGAAGCAUACAGAAGAGCUAUCUUUGAAUAGAACUUUGCAAAAAUUUUAGCUCACAAUGCCGACCCAACAUAGACAUACACAGUUGGAGUUAAUUAAUUUACUGAUUUGACUUAAGAUGAAUUCGCUUCCAUCUAUUUGACCUAUACUCCACCUGAGGGAUGGUAACCAUCAGAUGAAGAAGUAGUUCAAGAAGGUGUUCAACCAAAUGACUCAGUCGAUUGGAGAUCUUAAGUUCGUGUAAAGGACCAAGGUACCUGUGGUUCUUGUUGGGCCUUUUCUGCAAUUGGUGCAGUAGAGGCAUUCUUGAAAGUCACAAAAGGAGAAAAUCACAAUUUAUCCGAAUAAUAAUUGGUUGAUUGUGAUAAAGCAAGCAGUGGAUGCAAUGGAGGUUACCCUGAUAAAGCUCUCAAGUAUAUUUAAGCUAAUGGUUCAACAACCGAAUCAAGUUAUCCCUAUGCUGCUAAAAAUUAAGCUUGUAAAACAGCAACAGGAACAACCAAAAUCUCAGGUGUUUAAAAUAUUGCAAAAACAGGCCUAUAAGCAGCAAUUAAAUAAUAUCCAAUUUCAGUCUGUGUUGAUGCCUCAAAUUGGAGCGGUUAUAAAUAAGGAAUCUUCAGUAAUUGCAACAAGAAUAUCAAUCAUGCAGUUAUGGCUGUAGGUUAUGAUGCUUCAGGUAAUUGGAUUAUCAAGAACUCAUGGGCAACUAGUUGGGGACAAAAUGGUUUUAUGUUCUUGUAAGCAGGAGAUACUUGUGGUGUUACUUAAUUGGCUGUUAGAGCUAUUUGAG
Paramecium pentaurelia is the source of this 931-nucleotide messenger RNA. The record is from the annotation of a GenBank genome assembly. NCBI's taxonomy places the organism in Eukaryota, Ciliophora, Oligohymenophorea, Peniculida, Parameciidae.